AGAAAACAAUGUCAUCUUCGAUAGUAGUUCCUGUAAUUGAUGUCCAUACUAACAAUUUCAAAGAACUGUGGCCAGCCAUGGUGGUUGCAAUUAAAACGUCGUCCUUCAUUGCGCUCGACACGGAACUGAGUGGUCUGGGAAAUAGGAAGUCCCUGUUGGCUGAAUCAAUAGAGGACAGAUACAGAGCAAUAUGUCACGCUGCUCGCUCUCGCUCCAUCCUUUCUUUGGGAAUAGCGUGUUACAAGAAACUGGACCAAAAGCCUCCAGGCUCCUACCUGGUCCAGGUGUACAACCUCACCCUGCUGUGUUCAGAGGAGUACAUCAUAGAGCCGCAGUCGGUCCAGUUUCUGGUGCAGCACGGGUUUGACUUUAACAAGCAGUACGGCAGCGGGAUCCCUUACUGCAAGGGUAACAAUAAGGGAGGUUCGGACGACCGUGGGGUCCACAUCCGAACUUUGUUUACUGAGCUGCUGCGAGCCAGGAAGGCCCUGGUGCUGCACAACGGCCUCAUCGACAUGGCCUUCCUCUACCAGAGUUUUUAUGCCCACCUCCCCGAGCGGCUGGCCACCUUCACAGCCGACCUGUCUGAGAUGUUUCCCGCCGGGAUUUAUGACACCAAAUACGUGACUGAAUUUGAGCUCCGGCUGACCGCCUCAUAUCUGGAGUACGCCUACAAGAAAUGCAAGCUGGAAAACAGCCGCAGUGUCACCUCUGGCUCGGCUGGACCUCACGUCCACCUAGAAUUUUGCCAGUACGCGGGUGACUUGUCCACCUACGUCGACUACAGGCAAUGUCCGGCCAUAACAUCCAUAGAGGGACAGACGGACGUCUGCCAGCGCUUCUCAGCUUUCGGCUGGUGCCCAAAUGGCACCAAGUGCCCGUUGUCCCACGACACAGACCUGAUCAUCCUGCAGGACGAGAAAUCCAAAGAUGAAAAAAGGAAAAGGCGGAAGAGACGGAGGGACAAAAAGGGGGCAUCGGAUACAGCCGAGGACUGCUCCGCCUCUGACGGCGCCCCAAAGAACAAAGUACCAAGCAUGGAAGCGGACGAGGAAGAAGCAGCCCGUGACCAAAUGGAGGCGCACGAAAAAUCAUGCGCCGAUGGAAACUCUCGCAUGGACGACGGGCGGGACAUGAGAGACGACGACGGAGAAGAAAACGGAGUCGGUGGAGCAACGAACCCCGGAGACUCUGCGGUGAGCGCCGGAGAGGGUACCGGCGUCUGUUCUGUGGAGUCCGACGCCGAGGCGAAGAAGAAGGCGGACGCGGGAUCGCACCGGGCGGGCUUUGACGCCUACAUGACGGGAUACAUCUUCGCCUACGCGUGCGCGCUCAUCAAGAAGGCGGCGGAGCCUGGGCCGGAAGGAGACGACGCCGAGCCGGAGGAGUCCUGGCUCCCCGACUGCGUCAAUAAGAUCUAUCUCAGCGGCAAGGCAGCUCCCCUCAAUGUGGUGAAAAGCACCUUCGCCAAGUCAUCCAAGGCCCACAUUCAGAAGAUGGAGAUGGUGUGGGGGCAGAAGAUGUAGCUCAGUUUCUCUGUAACCUCCAGUCUGUCAUUUUAUCUCAUACAAGACGAGGUUAAUAUUAUUCUUUUUACUAUUUUGGCAGCCGUUGGUUGUGUGAAAAUUUGAGGAACUCUCUGAGAUUGGUUGGUCCAACGAGUCUUAUUAUUUAGGCAAUAAAUAAUAAAUUUAUUAUAUUUAUUCACAAUAAAUAUAAUAUUAUUUAUUAUAAGCUCCUUGUAUAAAUUCAGCUACAAGGAGCUGAGCGUUUAUAAAUUUAUUAAACGAUAAAUUUUUUAAAUUUAUUGUUAAACGAUAAAUUUAUUGUUUAAUAAAUUCAUGUUAAUUAAGAAUAUGAUAGAUGACAUCGUUUCCUUAUCACAAUUUUCUUUUAUGCAGUUACAAUUCUUAAAAAAAAUAGAUAAAUAUGUUUGGAUCAGCAGUCAGUGUUUCAUUCUGCUCCUCUGUUUGUCGAAUUAAAAACAUUGCCUUGUUUAUGAAAUGAAUUUUCUUAAAUUCGAGUGCUAACCCACUUAAUUAUCCAACAUUUCCCUGGAAAUAAGUUGUUUGGCAUUCAUGGUUACCACAAUGUAGAUUUAUUACCUCUCAUUUCUCUUCGUAAUUAAAACCUCAUGAACACUCUGAAA
Messenger RNA from Poeciliopsis prolifica (blackstripe livebearer), 2149 nucleotides. RefSeq names its product target of EGR1, exonuclease (gene toe1). The coding region runs from base 9 to 1526 and encodes 505 amino acids. Gene Ontology annotation, cellular component: Cajal body; cytoplasm. Lineage: Eukaryota; Metazoa; Chordata; Actinopteri; Cyprinodontiformes; Poeciliidae. The record is from RefSeq and is a predicted model, not a curated record. Gene Ontology annotation, molecular function: metal ion binding; snRNA binding; 3'-5'-RNA exonuclease activity. Gene Ontology annotation, biological process: snRNA 3'-end processing. The transcript has 8 exons.